CAUCAACAACAACAAUGGCGGAUCUAAAAGAAGGAGGGAUCGUGAAGAAAGGCCAUGAAGAAGGUCUGAAAAUGGCGGUCUCCAUCCUGGAAGAGUAUGGUCUCCCAUUGGGUCUUCUACCUCUUGCUGACGUCAUCGAAGUAGGGUUUGUGAAAAGCAGUGGUUACAUGUGGAUUCUGCAAACCAAAAAAGUGGAACACAAUUUCAAGAUGAUCAAGAAACUUGUGAGUUAUGAUGCUGAGAUCACGGGGUAUGUGGAGAAGAAGAGGAUCAAGAAAUUGAAGGGGGUGAAAGCUAAAGAAUUGAUGUUGUGGCCGCCGGUAAAUGACAUCAGCGUCGAUGAUCCACCCACCGGAAAGAUUCAGUUCAAGAGUCUGGCGGGUAUUACAAAGACUUUCCCGGAGGGAGCAUUCGCCGCCGGCCAGUAG
This is a messenger RNA of Cynara cardunculus var. scolymus (artichoke), 428 nucleotides long. RefSeq lists its product as uncharacterized. NCBI's taxonomy places the organism in Eukaryota, Viridiplantae, Streptophyta, Magnoliopsida, Asterales, Asteraceae. The record is from RefSeq and is a predicted model, not a curated record. Bases 15 to 428 code for a protein of 137 amino acids. The transcript has a single exon.